This is a messenger RNA of Tachysurus fulvidraco (yellow catfish), 4395 nucleotides long. It is a transcript of the gene mgat4a, whose product is annotated as alpha-1,3-mannosyl-glycoprotein 4-beta-N-acetylglucosaminyltransferase A. The coding region runs from base 349 to 1950 and encodes 533 amino acids. The transcript has 16 exons. Lineage: Eukaryota; Metazoa; Chordata; Actinopteri; Siluriformes; Bagridae. Gene Ontology annotation, molecular function: acetylglucosaminyltransferase activity. Gene Ontology annotation, biological process: protein N-linked glycosylation. The record is from RefSeq and is a predicted model, not a curated record. Gene Ontology annotation, cellular component: endoplasmic reticulum-Golgi intermediate compartment; endoplasmic reticulum; Golgi stack.
GCGGGGCUAUGGUGAAGGUUGAUUGAGAGCUCACCGUUAGUACAUGUACUCUGAUUUUACACACCAGCAAGAAAAUACGUUUUCAGAAGAACCCGAAUAACCUCUGGAAAUUUGCUACAACCGAACGAGAGUAUAUGAACCCUCCGCUGGAUAUAAGUAAGUUAAGGAGGAAGCUGCCGUCUCGACUCAUGUCCUGUUUAUUGUAGUAGAUUAGCUUCGACUUUACGCAAUCGUGGUGAUCAUGGCUCGGUUCGGUCGAGGCGGGUUUUUGAGACGCUGAAGCUCGGGAAGGCGCUGGAGGAGGAGGCGAGAGGAGCCACGGCCGCCGCGGACAGCCGCUGAAAUGAGAUGAGGCUCAGAAAUGGAACUGUUGCCACUGCCCUCAUCUUUUUCACCUCUUUCCUCAGUCUUUCAUGGUACACCGCCUGGCAGAACGGAAAGGAGAAGUUGGUAGCAUAUCAACGGGAGUUUCAUGCUCUGCGUGAGCGUCUGCGUGCAGCUGAGCACCGAACCCUGCAGCGCUCCUCCGAGCUGAACACCGUCCUGGAACAGUUCCGGCGUGCCAUUGCAGAGACCAAUGGCAGCAAAGAUGCCCUCACCAACUUCUCAGAUGAGACCCAGAAACUACUGAAAGACCUGGCACAAAGGAAACCCCUUCAAGUGCCAAAUAUCUUCCACCACUUGCCUCACCUGCUAAACAAUGAGGGUGGUCUUCACCCUGCAGUGCAAGUGGGCCAGGGGCGCACAGGAGUUUCUGUGGUAAUGGGGAUCCCUACCGUCAAGCGGCAGGUGAAGUCGUACUUGGCGGAGACUUUACAUUCACUCAUUGACAAACUCACGCCUGAAGAGAAGCUUGACUGUGUGAUCAUAGUCUUCAUAGGGGAGACGGACAUGAAUCAUGUGCAUCAUGUUGUCUCAGGCCUUGAGAAAGAAUUUUCUACAGAGCUAAAUUCAGGGCUGUUGGAGGUCAUCUCCCCUCCUGCCAGUUACUAUCCAGACCUCAACAACCUCAAAGAGACAUUUGGGGACUCCAAAGAGAGAGUGAAGUGGAGAACAAAGCAGAACUUGGACUAUUCAUUCCUCAUGAUGUAUGCUGUCAGCAGAGGAGUUUAUUAUGUCCAGUUAGAAGAUGAUAUUGUCGCAAAGCCCAACUACUUUGCCACUAUGAAAAACUUUGCCAUGCAGCUGGCCUCUGAAGACUGGAUGAUCCUGGAGUUUUCCCAGCUAGGUUUCAUUGGUAAGAUGUUCCAGGCUCCUGACCUGAAUCUCAUAGUAGAGUUCAUAUUUAUGUUCUACAAGGAGAAGCCCAUUGAUUGGCUGUUGGACCACAUUCUAUGGGUGAAAGUUUGCAACCCUGAGAAAGAUGCCAAACACUGUGAGAGACAGAAGUCCAGUCUGCGGAUUCGCUUUAGACCAUCUUUAUUCCAGCAUGUGGGCCUGCACUCUUCGCUUGCAGGGAAAAUCCAGAAGCUGACGGAUAAAGACUUCCUGAAGCCUCUGCUGCAUAAGAUCCAUGUUAAUCCACCAGCAGAAGUGUCCACCUCUCUAAAGGUGUAUCAGGGCCACACUCUGGAGAAGACCUACAUGGGCGAGGAUUUCUUCUGGGCCAUUACCCCCAUGGCAGGAGACUAUGUUCUCUUUAAGUUUGACCGUCCAGUCAGCAUAGAACGGUUCCUGUUCCGCAGUGGAAAUCAAGAGCACCCAGGGGAUAAAAUCGAGAACACCACAGUGGAGAUUAUGCCGUUCCCGGACUCAGAAAUGAAGACCAAAGAGAAGUACAAACACACCGAUGACAAUUUUUACAAAAUCGGUGAGUUCGAGAAUGGAGUGGCUGAGGGCAAAGUGGACCUUGCCCUUAACCCUGUGGCUGCUUUGCGUCUCAUGGUCAUGAAGGACUCUGCGGUGUGGGCAAUUAUCAGUGAGAUUCACAUAAAGAGACUUGCUGGAUAGUUGUGUGUAGGUCUUCACCAUUCCUGCUCCCAUGAGGCCAAGCUGUACUGUAAAGGCCCUUGCAGGGAUUUUAAUGCAGUGACAUCAUCGAAGUGCAUGGACGCUACCAGUCAGAGUGUCACUUUAUGGAUUGCUGGCUUAAUCUCUUUUCAUCCCUUUAUAUUUCUCUUCAAAUUUCUCCAAAUUUUUUUUUUUUUUUUUUUUUUUUUUUUUUUUUAAGGAUUUGAUGUUCAUAAAGACAAUUUCCUUCAUGUUUUUUGGGCAUCAGUGUGAAUACUACUGUAUAAAAGAUGCUUUCUGAAGGAACUAAACCAGACACUGAAGCUUGAGCCUUGACUAAUUGUGUUUAUCUAAUAGAAAGUUGGUGUUUGUCGGACUGUUGGCUGUCAUUCUUCUUCCCCUGAAGGAGAAAUAUUAUAUGUACUGACUCCUCGUGGACAUGCCAUUCAUGAUCAGUGAAACAAGGCAAACAUAUUUUGGUGUAUUUUGUUUUACUUUAAUUCUUUUUAAAUGUUUGUGUAUAUUUUACAAAAGUUUAUCAGGAUUUUUUUUGUUUUGUUUUUUGAUUAAAAAGUGGAUAAAGAUGUUGCUUACUUGAGUUUUAACAGUACAGGGAUAUGGCACUCAGUUUUAACUCAUUCCAUUAUGUUCAAGAAACAAUGACUACUUUUGCCAAAAUGCUUUUGAAAGGAAUUUGUAUAAAAAAAAAAAUAAAAAAAAACACAAAACCCACAGUGCAGGACUCCUGUACAACAGGAUGCUCUCCCUGCCCUUUUCCCCCCUAACAAUGUCAAAAGAUAUAAAACCAAUCAACAUUUGCCUUUCAUAGGAAGGGACACACUUAUUUUGACGAUCUAUAAAGGUGAUUUAACUUAUUUGAAAUAAAUGUUUAAUUUGUACAAGAGAGUUUUUUUUUAAUUAUUAUUAUAUUUUAUGCUGUGAAAAGUUUAUGAUUCAGAUGACGUAAAUAAUUUUGGUAAAUAUUUGAAGUGUGUGUGUGUGUAUAAAGAAAUUAUAUACAUUAUAUAUAUAUAUAUAUAUAUAUAUAUAUAUAUAUAUAUAUAUAUAUAUAUAUAUAUAUAUAUAUAUAUAAUGCUUUAAAAUUGAGUGAAGGUGAGGAAUUGGGGUCAUGGCAGUUUUUCCUCUAUAUAGUUGCAAAGGGUGCAGGUCCCCGCCCCACGUUGUGCCUUAUUGUGUAGAAUGGGAAGGCUCUCUGUCAGAUACGUACCCUGUUUUAUACAAGAGUAACUCUGGCAAGAGGCUCCAAAUACCAUCCUUGAAAAUCCUCUAUUUUUAUUAUUAUCAUUAUUAUUAUUAUUAUUAUUAUUAUUAUUAUUAUUAUUAUUCUGCACCUAGUCCAUGUUAUGAUGGCUGCUUAUCUGUCAGAUUUUUGGAGAACUGCAAUAGAACAAAGUGUAGAUUUACUAAGGAUAAAAAGGACUAGAAUCUGAGGUUUUCUUACCCACUCUUCUGUGCUUAGCACAUCGUUCUGUACAUAGUCCAUAUGCUACAAUGACUAUCAAAUAUUUAUCAUUUUCUUGUCCAUGUUGGUUCACUGCCAUCUUGUCUGUUUUAAGAAGGGAAAUACAAAAACCAUAGAAUUAUGAUGGAUGGAACAUUCAUUGGUGUUUGCCCACUGUUGUGUAUGAACUCUGGCACACUGAGGAUUUAAUGUAGAGAGAGUAGUAGCAAUUUAUGUGCAGUAUUUAUGUGCAGUAAAUUGUCACUGAAAAAUGGUUCCGUCUGUUGAGUUCUAUGGCUUUUGACUUUUUGCUGAAAAUGUGCUCUCAUCUCAUUUGAUUGUAUAUAUCUUUUAGAGUUGUUGUUUGAAUAUGAUUUGACCUGGAGAAAUCCUGUCAUUUACUGUUUUGCACCAAUGAAAUCAUGUAACCUGUAAGUGUGUCAAACAUAUCACCUUCACUUACAAAAGCAUAUCAUCUGCUUGGGAUAGACCGAACAAGUGAAAUGUGCUGGAAAUGUGUCUGUAUGUAUAUAUUUGUUUACAUGUUUGUUUUUUUAAACAUGUGAUCUUGCUUGGCUCUGGAAACAUAAACUCCUAAAUGAGCACAUGCAACAGUCUACUCAGAGAAUGUGUUGUUUGAAAUACUGCCCAGUUUGUGUUGUUUGAGAACAAACUAGACUAAAGGUUCAAUAGCAUGCCAUAGCAAUGACAUCUGACCAGACAGUUUAGGGUUACUGCUGUUUUGUCUUAAUUAAUGUCAGAAUUCUUGUACAUAGUUGCUUUUGUAUAGAAUGAUGAUUCAAUUCUCAGGAGGCUGAAUAAAAUCCGCCACUUAGUCUAAAGUUUAAACGUACCCACACUGGGUAGAAGGAAAAAAAAUCCCCUUGUCUGGUGCAUCCCAGCUUUUCAUGUGCCUUCAUGUGUGCAUCGUUUCAAGAUUUAAAUGGAGAUUACAGAAAUAAAUUAAACCUGACAUAAUUUAA